This is a messenger RNA of Papilio xuthus (Asian swallowtail), 2515 nucleotides long. It is a transcript of the gene Prps, whose product is annotated as phosphoribosyl pyrophosphate synthetase. The transcript has a single exon. Gene Ontology annotation, molecular function: magnesium ion binding; ATP binding; ribose phosphate diphosphokinase activity. NCBI's taxonomy places the organism in Eukaryota, Metazoa, Arthropoda, Insecta, Lepidoptera, Papilionidae. The record is from RefSeq and is a predicted model, not a curated record. Gene Ontology annotation, cellular component: cytoplasm; ribose phosphate diphosphokinase complex. Gene Ontology annotation, biological process: ribonucleoside monophosphate biosynthetic process; purine nucleotide biosynthetic process; 5-phosphoribose 1-diphosphate biosynthetic process. Bases 344 to 1372 code for a protein of 342 amino acids.
GUUAUUAUUUUACCAUUAAAACCUACAAGUUUCUGCGAGGUCUCGGAUCCUAAGGAUUUUAGGAUUUUGGCCUUUCUCAAUCUGUCAUGGUAAUUCGGUAUUGUCAUUUUGUAAAACGAAAUAAUAAAACGUGCGUGCAAACUCGCUUUGCUGCUCUUUGAAGCUAUAAGGCCCCGUGGUGUGCGGCGUAUUAUUGUAUUGAAUUGAUUAAAAGGCAAGCCCCACGUUGUCAUAACUAUUCCUUAUCAUUUUAAAUACAUAAAUAGUUCAUCUCGAAUCUCAAUAACUCAGUAUAGCUGUAUUAACUACGGGCAACAGAGCGGAGUACAGUUGUCCGGUGCUGAUGAAAUCAACUAUUACACUUGAAGAAGUAGUGAAUAAAUUAGAUCACUUCGCGUUACCCCUAACAACCAGAAUGCCGAACAUCAAAGUAUUCAGUGGAAGCUCACAUCCUGACUUAGCACAGAAAAUCGUCGAUCGACUCGGCAUCGACCUCGGCAAGGUGGUAACCAAAAAAUUCAGUAACAUGGAAACGUGUGUGGAAAUAGGUGAAUCUGUUCGAGGUGAAGAUGUUUAUAUUGUGCAAAGUGGAAGCGGUGAAAUCAAUGACAACUUAAUGGAGCUACUUAUUAUGAUAAACGCUUGUAAAAUUGCGUCGGCGUCGCGAGUUACCGCUGUUAUUCCUUGUUUCCCAUACGCGCGUCAGGACAAGAAGGAUAAAAGCAGGGCUCCUAUAACAGCUAAAUUGGUUGCCAAUAUUCUGUCGGUUUCCGGCGCCGAUCAUAUUAUAACGAUGGACCUUCACGCGUCUCAGAUCCAAGGUUUCUUUGAUAUACCUGUUGAUAACCUCUUUGCUGAACCCGCUGUAUUAAAAUGGAUCAAGGAGAACAUACCAGACUGGAAGACGAGUAUUGUCGUGUCUCCUGAUGCUGGAGGUGCGAAAAGAGUGACGUCUAUUGCUGACAGACUUAAUGUUGAGUUUGCUCUUAUUCACAAGGAAAGAAAAAAAGCAAAUGAAGUUGCCUCAAUGGUAUUAGUUGGUGAUGUGAAAGACCGUACAGCUAUAUUGGUUGAUGAUAUGGCAGAUACAUGUGGAACUAUUUGCCAUGCAGCGGAAAAAUUGAUAGAGGCUGGUGCUAUAAAGGUGUAUGCCAUUCUCACUCAUGGUAUUUUCUCGGGACCUGCAAUAUCUCGCAUCAAUAACGCCUGCCUGGAGGCUGUAGUGGUAACAAACACAAUACCACAAGAAAGGCACAUGCAAGACUGCCCUAAAAUUCAGUGUAUUGAUGUCUCUAUGAUGUUAGCAGAAGCUGUGCGUCGUACUCAUAAUGGAGAAUCUGUCUCGUAUCUAUUUUCUAAUGUUCCAUAUUAGUUUAAUUUGUUAUUUAUUAAGUUUCCAGCACUGACAAUAUUUUUGAUUGUGUAUGGAUAUAAUUUUUACCUUGUUUAUGGCAUGCACCAUGUUAAUGUUAAAAAAUUUAGUUGAAUUUGACCAACUUUAUAACAAAAAUGUUUUUGUUGUACGGCAAUAUUCAAGAAUACAUAAUUGAAAUGGGUUUAAAUUUUACCUGCAGAUAAUUGCGAGCUCUAAUAAAAUUAACAUAAAAUCUUUGUUAAACCAUUUUGAUGUUUCUUUAGAAAUCCAGUCUGUUAAUAAAGAACCUAAAGUCUUAGUUUAAAUGCAACAUAACUUGGUUACUACAGGAAAAAAAAUUUGCUGCAAUAAGGUCACUUGUUAGUUUUAAUUUUCAUUUUUUAUUAGCAAUUCUAAAGUUUAAUUUUAUAUAAUCUCAUAAGUUAAAUGUAAGGUUAGCAUCUUAAUAAUCAUUUACAUUAUUUCAAAAAAAUAUAUUUUUCCUAAAUAUUUGAGUUUUUAAGUACUUUUUAAUUGGAAAAAGGAGACAAAUAACUUGAUAUAAGGUAAGAUUUCAUUUCAUUUUAAUUUGCAUUUAUGCAUAGGUUUUAGUGCAUAUUUUUUCAUAACUGACAAAUUUCAUUAUUCAAAAGACAUUUAGAUUUAUAAAUAGAUAUGUUAUUAAAAUAUUUUUAAUUAAUUUGUGUUUACAACAUAAUAUGGAUUAAAAAAAUUACAUAACAAAAUAUAUAAGGCUUAAAUAGCUUUGAAAAAAUAUCUUUAACACAUUCACUGCCAACUCCGGCAACUAUUUCAUGCUGAAAAAUCUUAGUGACAUGGAAUGUGUUUACUUGGGUACUAAUUGAUGUCUACUGGUUUUUUUUGAAGGAAUUAUACAAUUUUUUGUCAUUUCUUGAGUAUGGUUAGUAUUAACUUACCAGUGAAACUAGCUAAGACAAAUUAUUACUCAAUUACAUCUUUUAUUAUCCAGUUGAAUUUAAACAUUUUUGUAAUGUAAUUUGCUAUAAAAUGUUUCUAAUGCAUUGGCUGUGCGCCUGAUAUUUGUAAAGAGAUUUUUCUAAAUUUGUAGUACCAAUGUGUAUAUGGUCCAUUAUUCGAGAAUAUUUAGGUAAUAAAAAAGCGAAUUGCAAUUCUCUUUGA